This is a messenger RNA of Ilex paraguariensis (yerba mate), 813 nucleotides long. The record is from the annotation of a GenBank genome assembly. NCBI's taxonomy places the organism in Eukaryota, Viridiplantae, Streptophyta, Magnoliopsida, Aquifoliales, Aquifoliaceae.
AUGGGCUUUUUCAGAGGGACGUUUAGGGAAGUGUUGAAGAAGAAAUCGGCCGACAAUUAUGAGGCACUCCCAUAUGUAACUACGUUACUGAGCACAAGUCUGUGGACUUUCUACGGAGCUCUCGACCCAGAUGACGGUGUGCUUAUUAUAACAGCAAAUAGUGUUGGUAUGGCAGCACAGGCCACAUAUCUCGCGCUCUAUCUCAUCUACGCUUCCAAUGAUAAAAAGGUUAAAUUCUUUGGUUUGGUAAUAUUAGACAUCGUUUUCCUUGGGACGGCGAUGGCUGUAACUCUUGUAGCAUUCCAAGGAAUUCUUUGUGCAACAUUCCCCAUAGCAAUGUAUGCAGCACCUCUGUCAGCCAUGAAAGCUGUGAUAAAGACAAAAAGUGUGGAGUACAUGCCAUAUUUCCUCUCCUUGUUUCUUUUCGUCAAUGCAGGGGUUUGGUUUACUUUCGCCAUGCUCCUCAAAGACUACUAUGUCCUUGUGCCAAAUGCUCUUGGGAUUGUAUUAGGAUCACUUCAACUCCUUUUGUACUUCCUCUACAAGAAAAACUCACCUUUGAAGAUGAUGGCCGAAGAAGGCACAUCUAACGUGGCCAAAGAGGGCAUUAGAAUGAACAAUCUCGUUGAAGAUGAUGAACCCAAAGGCAUAAUUAAAAACCAUAGCAAUGGAAGCCUCCAGGACCCUUCUGUGUCUCGACAAUAUGGCCUUCAAAGAGUGAUGAAGACACUUUCUCCGAGUAAACAGCAUAACUCUACUAGUUUAACUGAUGCACGUGAUGUCGAGAAUGGAGGUAGUCAGGAGCAUCCUUGA